This is a messenger RNA of Aspergillus nidulans FGSC A4, 870 nucleotides long. RefSeq lists its product as uncharacterized. The transcript is spliced from 5 exons. The coding region runs from base 1 to 870 and encodes 289 amino acids. Lineage: Eukaryota; Fungi; Ascomycota; Eurotiomycetes; Eurotiales; Aspergillaceae. The record is from RefSeq and is a predicted model, not a curated record.
AUGCCUAAAACCUACAAAGCCCUGAAUAUUAGACCCUAUACAAAAGAAAGCUGCUCCUACAAGCACAAGCUGCCCUGGCCACAGAGACUUUACAGUAUACUACCAACUUGUUAUGGGUCCUUUGCCUAUACAAGGACCUUAGACCUUAGUGACUCGGCCAAGGCCUGCGCUGUCCUGAAGGCGGUGAGCCACCUACAAGACUUCCUUGCAACAACAAUCCUUCUUUCUCAUUUCUUCUUUAGCGAUUCCUUCUUUAUGAGGAGACCUUUUACUAUGACAAUGGAAGAAGAAAGCGUCGCAUUGUUGCUACAGCAGCUCCAGGAGCUCCGUACAGAGAUGCGGACUCAGAAACAACAGCUCCAAGAAGAGAAUAACAGCUUACAGGCGGAACUACAGGCCAUAAACCUUUAUAUGAAGUUUGCAAUCAACGCCGCCUGCUACCCUACAGAGGAGGAACAAGUUUACUAUGCCUACAGCCGCCUGAGAGGAAAAGCCAGCCAGUGUGUACUACCAUGGCUCUUGGCUCGCCAGAAAUCUGAGACUCCCGUGCUAUGGGCAGAAUUCUCUGCGGUACUAGACAAGGCCUUUGGUGACCCUGACCAACAGAGAAAGGCUCUUGUACGAGUAAAUACAAUAAAGCAAGGGAAACGUGACUUUGAAGAGUUCUUGAAUGAAUUUGACAAAGAACUUCUUAAUACUGGAGGGAUUAAUUGGGAUGAUAACCAGAAGAAGGCCUUGUUGGACACGGCAAUUAAUGUUGAGUUGCUAAAAGCCAUGGUUGGUAUUAGGCAGGAGGAUUCGUACAACAACUACUGUAAUCAACUGCGCGAAAUCAACCACAACCUCCAGAGAGUGGCCAGGCUUACAUAA